AUGCAAUAUGACCUUUCAUCAUUUAAUGUACGAAUCAUACCGAUGACUGAAGCCAAACAAGAUUUAAUCGAGUUAUCAACAAAUCCUUUAGAUGUAUGGAUAAAUACACAUUAUGAUGAAUUGUGUGCAGGUAUGACGUGUGAAAAUGCUCUAUUCUGCAAACCAUCAGACAUGAAAGACAAGAAUUUCCAAAUGAGUAUUAAGGAUAAAUGUGAUAGGAAACAUAGAAGAAUAGACGGUAAACAAACAUGGUGUUAUGUUUUGAAAGAAGAAAUGAAAGGAUUAUAUAAACAGGUUGAACCAAACGAUAAUGAUGAUUCAUUUACUGACGAUGAAAUACCUGUAAAUGAAGCUUUAUAA
Messenger RNA from Trichomonas vaginalis G3, 360 nucleotides. RefSeq lists its product as uncharacterized. The transcript has a single exon. Bases 1 to 360 code for a protein of 119 amino acids. The record is from RefSeq and is a predicted model, not a curated record. NCBI's taxonomy places the organism in Eukaryota, Parabasalia, Trichomonadida, Trichomonadidae.